Molecule: messenger RNA, 1064 nt
Organism: Vicia villosa (hairy vetch)
Lineage: Eukaryota; Viridiplantae; Streptophyta; Magnoliopsida; Fabales; Fabaceae
Exons: 4
Coding region: 219-680 (153 amino acids)
Molecular function (GO): cysteine-type endopeptidase inhibitor activity
Source: RefSeq, a predicted model, not a curated record
GAAAACACAAAACACUGCUUUAUUCUGGUUAUAAAUAUAUACAAUAGAAAGAAUCGGGUGUUUAGGGUUUACGUAUUUGCGAAUAACUAGCUGGUGAUUCUUGCAAUGGAAAACCACUCCGCUUCUUUCGGCGUCACCCGACCUUCCUCUGAAAGCUUGCCAGAAAGAGGUAAGUGGCUCAACGUCUUUUGAAUUCGAAACCACUUAAAAAGCUUAAGAUGAGUGAUUUCUCUAUGUAUGACGAUGAUCCCGAGCCUUUCGAGUUUUCGUGCCGACGCUUUGUGUAUAAGAAUAAGGCUCAGAUCAUUAAGGAUCAGCAAAUUAAAGUCGCCAUGGAUGAUUAUAGAGAACGCUCUCGCAACCUAAGUGUUUUCGAUGCUAUCAGCGUCCCAAAAAUAUCAGGUAAAUGUGGUGGUACAGGACCCCUUCCUAUAACCGAAGAUGUUCGUCUUCGCCUCACUCCCCUCUGCAACCUUGCUUUAGAAAAAUACAAUGCUGACAAGGAUACACAUUUUGUGUUUGCUAACAUUGUCAAGUCAACCUGGAGCCCUACCACUGGUAAUAUGUAUUACAUUACCUUUCAAGCACAAGAUUCUUCCACCUCUCUUACAACUUUUCAGGCCCAAGUCUCCAAUCACAGGUCCGGGCCUAAGGUCUACUCGUGUGCCAUUAAAACAUAACAUGGAAAUCAUGUUUACUGCAUCUACCUCCUGCGAAUGCAUUUUGGUUAUGUUAAAAAUUUGGCGGUGAAAACAAGCAUGUACAGACUUCUGAUUCUAGUUUUAGACCCGUGCAUGACACUGGUGGUUUUAUUGUGAGUAAAUUACAAAACAGAGAGACAUGCGACAUUCUUCACUUCAAUUUUUAGUUAUUAACCCAAACUUACUAUUGUGGAAGCAAAUAUCAAAGAAAAACAAAUUGAAAUAUUUUGGGAUUUUAACCUCUCAUGUUUCUUGUGUUAUUAUUUCACACCAUUGAGGGUCAUUUCUGUUUGUCAUUUAUCUGCAUAAUCUGAUGAUGUUUAGUAUUUUCUAACCUUUAAUAUGAAUAUUUCCUACUCUCAA